AUGACCAACGCAUCAAACGCUGAAACCGGAAAGCCUAGACUAGGCCUGCGUGUCUUUGCUGUGAUUUUGGCUGUUGCUACAAUGUCAGUCUUUGGAGCUUUAUGGCACAGCCAGGCCUGGGUAUACUAUAUUAUUGUCGGCAUACCAGGAAUAUGGUCCUUGACCAAUGUCGUUUUAAUUGCCCUCAAGCGGCCUGUCCACCCUGGCUUUCAUAUUGCGCUGGAUCUCAUCUUUACGGUUCCCCUGUGGUUUUGGGGAGUUCUCGGCCUUAUAGACCAGUCUCUGGCUUAUCACAAUGGAUAUUCGGGGAAUUCGUGGCGGGGCAUGGCCAUCGCUGCUUUAUCGCUCAUGGUUGCCAAUGGUUUCCUUCAUUUCCUUCACUUUAUCCUGGGUUGCUGCGAUGUACACUGGAGACGCCAUGCUUCACCCGUCACUUACGAUUCUCGGAAGGGAGAUAUCGAAGACUCAGCCUAA
Penicillium coprophilum is the source of this 474-nucleotide messenger RNA. RefSeq lists its product as uncharacterized. The record is from RefSeq and is a predicted model, not a curated record. NCBI's taxonomy places the organism in Eukaryota, Fungi, Ascomycota, Eurotiomycetes, Eurotiales, Aspergillaceae. The transcript has 3 exons. The coding region runs from base 1 to 474 and encodes 157 amino acids.